Molecule: messenger RNA, 4488 nt
Organism: Electrophorus electricus (electric eel)
Lineage: Eukaryota; Metazoa; Chordata; Actinopteri; Gymnotiformes; Gymnotidae
Gene: prkg1a
Product: protein kinase cGMP-dependent 1a
Biological process (GO): protein phosphorylation
Molecular function (GO): ATP binding; cGMP-dependent protein kinase activity
Source: RefSeq, a predicted model, not a curated record
CCCGCGUGCUCUGGCGAACGCUGGACAGAGUGCAUUGUCAGAGCGAGGAAUCUCAACAUUUUCUACAACGGAUUCACGCGGACUAAGCUCUUUACUCUCCAUCACUCCACUGGAUACAGUGCGAUCUGCACACUCAACGCUACGCUUCGUUCGCAGUUGAAGAAUGUUCGGAUAAUUUUACUUUUGGGGAAAUAAGUGGGUUUUACAAUCAGGUCAAGUAAAACAUACUGAACUAGGUGUGGGAAAGUUAGAAGUCUUGUUCCUUGGACAUAGAGUGUGAGCUAUGGGUACUUUGCGGGACCUGCAGUAUGCUUUACAGGAGAAGAUAGAGGAGCUGAGGCAAAGAGAUGCGCUUGUUGACGAAUUAGAGCUUGAACUGGACCAAAAAGACGAACUUAUUCAAAAGCUACAAAACGAGCUGGAUAAGUAUCGUUCGGUGAUUCGACCAGCCACACAGCAGGUCCACAAACAGACUGAGCUGCAAGAACAGCAACGUACCAAGAGACAGGCUAUCUCCGCAGAACCUACAGCUUUCGACUUCCAGGAGCUCAGCCAUGUAACGCUACCCUUCUACCCCAAGAGUCCACAGUCCAAGGACUUGAUCAAAGAGGCCAUCUUGGAUAAUGACUUCAUGAAGAACCUGGAACUGUCUCAGAUCCAGGAGAUUGUGGACUGCAUGUAUCCAGUGGAGUAUGGCAAGGACAGCUGCAUCAUCAAAGAGGGUGAUGUGGGCUCCCUCGUCUACGUCAUGGAAGAUGGGAAGGUGGAGGUGACUAAGGAAGGCUUGAAACUGUGCACCAUGGGACCUGGGAAAGUGUUUGGAGAGCUUGCCAUCCUUUAUAACUGCACCCGGACAGCUACAGUGAAGACUCUAACCAAUGUGAAGUUAUGGGCCAUCGACAGGCAAUGCUUUCAGACCAUCAUGAUGAGGACCGGACUCAUCAAGCAUGCAGAGUACAUGGAUUUUCUCAAAAGUGUUCCAACAUUCCAUGGCCUUCCAGAAGAAAUACUAAGCAAGCUGGCAGAUGUUCUUGAGGAGACACAUUAUGAGGAUGGAGACUAUAUCAUCAGACAGGGAGCAAGGGGGGAUACAUUCUUCAUCAUCAGUAAAGGAAAGGUGACAGUGACCCGAGAGGACUCUUCCAGCCAGGAGGCGGUGUACCUGCACUCCUUGGGAAAGGGUGACUGGUUUGGAGAGAAAGCCUUGCAAGGUGAGGACAUCAGGACAGCCAAUUUCAUUGCUGCAGAAACCGUUACCUGCCUAGUUAUUGACAGAGAAUCUUAUAAGCAUCUUAUUGGAGGCUUGGAGGACGUGUCCAGCAAAGGACCUGAAGAUGCAGAGGCCAAAGCAAAGUAUGAGGCAGAGAAUGCUUUUUUCUUCAGCCUACACCUGUCAGACUUCAACAUCAUAGACACACUCGGAGUUGGAGGAUUUGGGCGUGUUGAGUUGGUGCAGCUGAAGAGUGAUGAAUAUAAGACUUUUGCCAUGAAGAUUCUGAAGAAGCGCCACAUCGUAGACACCAGACAGCAGGAGCACAUCCGCUCUGAAAAGCUUAUCAUGCAGGAAGCUCACUCUGACUUCAUAGUUAGACUCUACAGGACAUUUAAAGACAGUAAAUAUCUGUACAUGCUGAUGGAAGCAUGUCUGGGAGGAGAGCUGUGGACCAUCCUCAGAGACAGGGGUUCAUUUGAUGAUUCCACCACUCGAUUCUACACCGCGUGUGUGGUGGAGGCUUUCGCCUACCUACAUUCCAAAGGCAUCAUUUAUAGAGACCUCAAACCAGAGAACCUGAUACUGGACCACAGGGGAUACGCCAAAUUGGUGGACUUUGGCUUUGCUAAGAAGAUUGGCUUCGGUAAGAAGACAUGGACGUUCUGUGGCACACCAGAGUAUGUAGCCCCGGAGAUCAUUCUUAACAAAGGUCAUGAUAUCUCAGCAGACUACUGGUCCCUGGGCAUCCUCAUGUAUGAACUACUGACUGGAAGUCCUCCUUUUUCAGGUCCUGACCCCAUGAAGACUUACAACAUCAUCCUAAGAGGCAUUGACAUGAUUGAAUUUCCAAAGAAAAUUACCAAAAAUGCUGCAAAUCUAAUUAAAAAACUAUGCAGGGACACUCCUUCUGAAAGACUGGGAAACUUAAAAAAUGGUGUUAAGGAUAUUCAAAAGCACAAGUGGUUUGAAGGCUUUAACUGGGAGGGCUUAAGGAAGGGAACACUGACCCCUCCAAUCAUCCCUAAUGUGACAUCAGCCACAGACACAAGCAACUUUGACAGCUUCCCAGAGGACAAUGAAGACCCUCCUCCUGAUGACAACACAGGCUGGGAUGUAGACUUCUAAAGCUCCAGCACAUCCUGGCACAAUGGGAGAACAUGCACACCACACAAAAGACCUGCUCCACUGUUACCUGGAACAGAGCUGCUUCUUUUGGGCAAGCUGCAUUAAAGGCUGUUUGAGGCAGGACAGACCAAUGGAGUAGAAGGGAGAAAAGCCCUUUUGUUUUGGUUAGCCUUGACUGUUGCAAUAGAGAAAUGAAGGUUCUUGUGGACUUAGGCUAUAUGGUACUGUAGAGCUGUCAGUGCUCUUAUACACAAGACCCAACAAUGGGGGAGAAUAUAUUCAUUUUGUGUAACUGCGUAUGUGUGCGCGUGUGUGAGUGUGUGUUUGCCAAGAGCGUAAACAUCCUUCUGUUUGGGUGUACCUGCCACAAGCCCCUCUCCUCAUAGGCAAAUGGAGAUAUCUUGUAGCAGGUCUUGACCUCAUGCAAUUGCUUUUUGUUUUUGAUUGGCUGUAGGCUCUUUAUCUUUCACACUUUGUGCAGAUUGCUAAGUAAAAUGUGGUCUAUAGAUUUAGAUGAAGUCAGUGUAUGUCAAAGCCAGGAUUCAGGGGAUCCGGACAGCCCUGAAUGUUAUUCUUAUAAGCAGGCAUUAUGGAACAUGUACAUAGUAAUAUAUUAACCCCACCACUACCAGUAAUGCCAACAAACAAAAACAUACACAGACAUAAAAAGCACAGAGUUGCUUCACAUUUGUAAUAGUAGUUAAUUAUUCUCUGAAGUGCCCCAUGUGGACAUUUGUGCAACACUUCACAAGCAUCCUUCUUCCUUAUCUACUUCCAUUUAUGUAAACAUGUGACAUGAUGAGAGGUGGCCGUUCGAGCGUGUGCUGUAGCCAAGCCAGGGCUUGUGCUAAUGUCUGGUUAUCCAACUCCCAGUGUGCCUCAGGUUCAUGACACUGUUCACAAAAUAAACCCAAGGCCCCCACUGAAUUCUAAAAUGUUCAACUCAAGAUCACAAUUUACUCUUAGUCCCAUCUAUGACUCUUCAGCCAGUCACCACUGCUGAAGGGAAAUUUUAAAUAGCUGUGAUCAGGCCAUGAUCAGGCAGUUUUUGAAUAAGAUUGUAAAGGUAGCCUUGAGGGAAUUGGGAUUAUUUGAUCUUUUGAUGACCUCAUAUUUAAAUUUAUGUAAUAAUGUGACUAAAUGACUAUAGAUGAAUUCAGGUAUAACAUAUGUAUGAAUACAUACAAACAAUGUGUUCUCAGAAUCCAUAGUGUUUAGCUAACCAUGAAAAUAAAUAGUGCCUUAAAUCAAUGGCAUCCUAAAACACUUACACUUGACCAUUAACCUGCUACAUGUCAAAACCUGAAACUGAUGCUCUCCAUCAAGACCCAUACAUUUUCCCUACUUUUUACAACACCAUUUUAGAUAUUCUAGAGUGGCAAAUUGCUUUAUUAUUAUUUUUUUAUGUACAUCUAAAUCUGCACACAACUAGACACUGUGAAAUUAGACAAUGACAUAACUAUAUGUCUUUACUGCAUGACAUUGCCUCUGUAUGAUUAUGUGGCUGGAUUGGCAAGGCACUGUAAGCAGUAAUAGCAUCACAUUUUUUGUUCACAUAAAUUAUGUUUGUUCUUGAGGAUGUACUGUGCUGCAGUACAUGAUACUAUACCUAUACCCGAGUCCAUGUAAGUGUUCGUCCUAUUAAACUGCACUGAGGUACUGUCCUCUGUAAUCAUCUCUAACUCUUCCCCUUGACAAUUGUUUUACUUUAACAUACAUCCUGGUUGCUGAUCUGGUCUAGUUGCACAGACUCAUCUGCACAAUGGUGAAAAUACCAUUUAUUCCCACUGAACAAAGAAAAGGUGGCAGUCAUGAUUUAACUGCCUACAAAAAAAUAUAAUGCAUAUUAUAUAGCCCACAAUUGAUGUAUAUUGGUAAUAAGGUAUUAACAUUUUUUUUUUUUACUUUGUCUCCCCUUGCCUCAUCUACAUGUAUUUGGUAAGAAAACUAUCGAUAUCAACUGUUUAAUAUCCUUUUUUUGUGUGGAAAUUAUGUAGUCCCUUAUGAAAAAACAAAUUUCUUACACUGAGACCGUAGUCAUAUUGUAAUGUACACUCAACAAGUCAAUAGUAAAAAUGUAGACUGCUAUUUCCCAACAAGACUUAAGUAAUGUUAUUGAGACCAUUAAAAUAUAGAAUUCCUUAAUCAAA